GGGCCAGAGGAGAAGAGGAAUAGCAGAAAUAAUUUAAUUGCUGAGAUGAGGAAAUGACAGCGAGGGCGGAAGUCUUAUGUGCUUCGCUGGAUCAAACACCAAUAACAUAAUAAGCCGCUAACAGUUUUUCCAUCUUCCGUUACUUUUCCGUUUUGAUCUUCAAAUCCUUGCACAUUUACUUUCUGCAAAAUUUUGCAAUCACAAGUCUCAUAAAACAUGUCAUACGCAUACCUCUUCAAGUACAUCAUCAUCGGAGAUACUGGAGUUGGUAAAUCUUGUCUUCUGCUUCAGUUCACGGACAAGAGGUUCCAGCCCGUCCAUGACCUCACCAUAGGUGUGGAAUUUGGGGCUCGAAUGAUCACUAUCGACAACAAACCUAUCAAGCUCCAAAUUUGGGACACGGCGGGUCAAGAGUCCUUCAGAUCUAUUACGAGGUCCUAUUACAGAGGGGCUGCUGGUGCGUUGCUUGUCUAUGACAUUACCAGGAGGGAAACAUUUAAUCACUUGGCUAGCUGGCUGGAGGAUGCCAGGCAGCAUGCAAAUGCAAACAUGACAAUUAUGCUUAUUGGUAAUAAGUGUGAUCUUGCUCAUAGAAGGGCUGUGAGCACAGAAGAAGGGGAACAAUUUGCUAAGGAGCACGGUUUAAUCUUCAUGGAGGCCUCAGCAAAAACUGCCCAGAAUGUUGAGGAGGCAUUUAUUAAAACAGCUGCAACAAUAUAUAAGAAGAUUCAGGAUGGAGUUUUUGAUGUAUCUAAUGAGUCUUAUGGAAUAAAAGUUGGAUAUGGUGGGGUUCCCGGGCCCUCUGGAGGCAGAGAUGGCUCUUCUUCUCAAGCUGGAGGCUGCUGCAGUUGAAAAUCAAACUCACCUGCUACACUGAUUUGCGACCGGCUUACUUUUCUUCUGUCAUUUGGGUCUGAAUAUUGUAACUUAUUUUUGAUAUUUGCGGAUUCAGGGCAUGUGAUACAUGUAUAAUCCACCUUGAUGUCACGUCUAUUGGUCGUAGAUUCAUCAAAUGCUUUAGUUUCCUUCCUGUCCUUUUAUUUUGUUGGAUUGUAUUAGUUUCUUUCUUCUUUUGCGAUGUUGAAGGAAACUCUGAAAUGUGAAAUGCAGAAAAUUCUAUUUUAA
This is a messenger RNA of Hevea brasiliensis (rubber tree), 1125 nucleotides long. RefSeq names its product ras-related protein RABB1c. The record is from RefSeq and is a predicted model, not a curated record. Gene Ontology annotation, molecular function: GTPase activity; GTP binding. The transcript is spliced from 6 exons. Lineage: Eukaryota; Viridiplantae; Streptophyta; Magnoliopsida; Malpighiales; Euphorbiaceae. Gene Ontology annotation, cellular component: Golgi apparatus. Bases 217 to 852 code for a protein of 211 amino acids.